Molecule: messenger RNA, 819 nt
Organism: Diuraphis noxia (Russian wheat aphid)
Lineage: Eukaryota; Metazoa; Arthropoda; Insecta; Hemiptera; Aphididae
Biological process (GO): regulation of mitochondrial transcription
Cellular component (GO): mitochondrion
Molecular function (GO): RNA binding
Source: RefSeq, a predicted model, not a curated record
UUCAUUAUUUCAAUUUUCAAUUUCAAUCAUAUUUAAUAUUAUUUCGAAUUAGUAUUGUGUAUUAGAGUUUAGGCAUUUUCAAUAGUUUGGAUAAUCGUAUUACCAUUAAUUAAUAUUAUUGUUUUAUAGUAUUACGGAUUUCGUGUUUUCAAAUAAUAUUUUAAUAAAAUGUUCAAUACUCUAAAGUUUUUGUCCCGACUCUCAUCGACCGCCGUUCUGACUGGAUUGCGGUCUUCAAUUUUGAACAAGCCUUGGAUUCGGAGUAUCUCAAUCUGCUAUCAAUGUCGACAGCCGAUUCUAGUAAACAAAUUUCAAUGUGUCAACUCAGGCAGACGUUACAAACGUACAAAGAAAGAAAACGAUCGAGAUUCUGAUGAUGAAUUUGAUUUAGAAAUGGACGAAUCCAGUCAAUUGGUUAAAUUCAGGACCAGUACAAUGAGAAUGGAUACUAUCUUAAAACACGCUCUAGGAAAGUCUAGAAAUAAAAUUGAAAUAGCUUUUUAUGAAAGUCGUAUUCGCGUGAAUGGAGAAAAAGUACAGAAGAAAAGCCACACAAUUGAAGUCGGCGAUGAGGUGGAUUUUGUGAAAGGUCCUAGUCCAAAUAAUCCAGAUUUCCUUUUAGUAUCAAGAGUAGAAGUAUUGUCUGCCAAAUUAGAUGGAGAUGAAUUAGAUGUAAAAUUAAAAAAGUAUAAGAACCUUCUGAUAAACAAUUAUGAAAAUAAGUGGAAACCACAAUCAUAAUUGUUUAGAUUACAUCAGAUUAUAAUACUUUGACUAUAAAUGAUAAUCAUUUUCAAUUAUACUUAGUGUUCUAAGAUG